GUUGUCGUCAUCGGCCCGCGCCGGAAAGGAGCAGGAUGCUGAGCCGCCUGCAGGAGCUGCGCAAGGAGGAGGAGACGCUGCUGCGGGUCAAGGCGGCGCUCCACGACCAGCUCCACCGCCUCAAGGUGGAAGAGCUGGCGCUGCAAUCCAUGAUCAAGGAAAACGAGGGGACGGUGCCGGUCUCAUCCGCUGCCGAAAUGGAGGAGGAACAAAACAUGGACAACGAAGAAGCGAUCAACCAGACUAAACUCCAGCUCCAGAUGUGUGUCAGUGAAGAGGAGGAAGAGGAGGAGGAGGAAGAAGAAUCGGAUUCCUAAAGCGGGACACACAGCCUCUUUUCUCAGGAAACUCCCUGCCCACCGUUCAAGGAGAAACAUUGUCCCCCAACCUUUGCUGCAAAGAGGAAGCAGCACUUGGUUUCAGUGAGGCUUCCGGAGGUGGCCACAAAACCGUGGAUCUGAGCCGGGGGGCUUGCGCCAUGGACGCAGCAAUGCCAAUGUAGCACAAUUUCCUUUUCCAAAACACACGCAACACUCAUUUUGAGCCGAGUAGCAUUUGGGAGAUGCCACACGCACCGCUCUCACAGCAAUAACUGAGCCUCGAAGCAUCCGCUGCUGCUAAAAUAUAUAUAUCUAUAGGGUCUCAAAGCCCACAUUGAAAUGCCUCCAGCCCAAGUAGAUCAACCCAAAAGUGGUUUGGGGCCCUUUGCAUGUAGCCCUUGGGCCGCUCAUGGAACCACUCCGGAAGCGGGGAGAUGCCUCGAUUCUAGGUAUUGUUUCUCCCAUUGUGUGGAACCUUUAAACACUUAGGGGAAAUCUGGAUUUUCUUUUUUUACAGUGUUAUGUGGAAAGACUGGCUUUCCAGCUGUUGUCAGAUGAUGCUAGGUCCCUUUACCUUUUGGUCCCGGGAAAAAGGGGUCAGAAUGGAAGUCAAGUUGUAAUGGUGACUUGCCCCAGUCGUUUCCAGUUUGGAGCAUUCCUCCUUACACUCUCUCUAAUCCUAGAGCAAGUCUUGGCAAAGCAGUUCUCCAAAUAUGGUUGCCCUCCCUAGCAAUUGGCAAAGAAAGCUGGGAAUUUGAGGCUAAACAACGUCUGAACGGCUCUGGUUUGACCACAUGUGCAGGAAUGGCAUCUUUGCUGCAAUAAUGAUGCAGAAGUGAGCCCAAUUAUAUUCCUGUUUCCUUUCUUUUCCCCAUUCUGGCUGUAUUUGUUUCCCUCCCCAUCUUCCUCUAAUUGAUUAUUGAUCAGGACCAAGUCAAAUUGGGAAUGAUCAGUAUUGGGAUCCAAUAAUGCUGGAGCAAAGAAGAAACCCACAUUAUUUGGAGGGGAAUUACAGCUCCCAGGCUCAUCCGGUGGCCAUGUUUACAAGGGGAGGAUGGGAGUGUGUCAUUUUGCCAAGUUGGGGUUAGAAUGAGAAAACAAACAAGCUUCGAGUUUAGAUGAACAUCAGUUCUCUCUAUUAUCGAAGGCUUUCGUGGCCGGAAUCACUGGGUUGUUAUAAGUUUUCAGGCUAUAUGACCAUGUUCCAGAAGCAUUCUCUCCUGAUGUUUCGCCUGCAUCUAUGGCAGGCAUCCUCAGAGGUUGUGAGGUCUGUUGGAAACUAGGCAAGUGGGGCUGAUAUAUCUGUGGAAUAAUGUCCAGGGUGGGAGAAAGUACUCUUGUCUGUUGGAGGCAAGUGGGAAUGUUUGGUUAGCAUUGAAUGGCUUUGCAACUUCAAAGCCUGGCUGAUUCCUGCCUGGGGGAAUCCUUUGUUGGGAGGUGUUAGCUGACCCUGAUUGUUUCAUGGUCAGGAACUUCCCUGUUUUUGAGUGUUAUUCUUUAUUUACAGUUAUGAUUUUAGAGUUUCUUAAUACUGGUAGCCAGAAAAAAACUGCAAGGCUAAUCAAUGCUAAUCAAGGUGGACAAUUGCAACAUUCACACCUACAUCAAACAGACAAGAGUCUGGGCACCCUGGACAUUCCACAGAUAUAUAAACCCCAUUUUUCUCGUUUCCAACACACCUCACAACCUCUGAGGAUGCUUGCCAUAGAUGCAGGGGAAAUGUCAGGAGAGAAUGCUUCUGGAACUUGGCCAGACAGCCUGAAAAACUUAGAACAACCCAUCAGUUCUCUAGUUUCUCGCAGGAAAAGCCAGAUAAGUGAUGGGAGGAUUCUCUAAUAGGGAAUGUGCCCAAUUUCCAUCUUAAAAGGCCUCGAGUCUUGUUUUAAUUAACAGCAUUAAUGCCUGAAAGAAACCACCUUCCCUGAGUAACACCAUGAUCUAUUUAUUAGUGUAGGAUUGAACUGCGGAACAUCUGACAGAAUGAAAUGAUUAAAAAGGAUUUUCCAAACACAAA
Anolis sagrei ordinatus is the source of this 2334-nucleotide messenger RNA. It is a transcript of the gene SNAPC5, whose product is annotated as small nuclear RNA activating complex polypeptide 5. Gene Ontology annotation, biological process: transcription initiation at RNA polymerase III promoter; transcription by RNA polymerase II. The record is from RefSeq and is a predicted model, not a curated record. Gene Ontology annotation, cellular component: nucleus. Lineage: Eukaryota; Metazoa; Chordata; Lepidosauria; Squamata; Anolidae.